Diaporthe amygdali is the source of this 399-nucleotide messenger RNA. RefSeq lists its product as uncharacterized. The coding region runs from base 1 to 399 and encodes 132 amino acids. The transcript is spliced from 3 exons. The record is from RefSeq and is a predicted model, not a curated record. NCBI's taxonomy places the organism in Eukaryota, Fungi, Ascomycota, Sordariomycetes, Diaporthales, Diaporthaceae.
AUGCCCGCCAUGCCCACCAUGCCCACCCCUGCUCGUGUCACGAACAAGACAUGCCAUCCCAUCAACACACCCAGUGGCGCCAGUCAACCACACCGCUGGGUCUUGGAACCCCGGGAGCUGGAAGUCGAAGUCGAAAUCGAAGUCGAAGCCGAAGCCGAAGCCGAAGCCAAAACCGAAGCUCAGGUCCAACCAAGCCGGCGCGCCGGGUCAGGGCAGUUCUCUUUCUUUGAGGCUGAGCGGGCACGGUCGAUGCUAAAGCUGGCCGUCGUUAGACCCCAGUGCUUGCCCCUGGGUCCGUCACCAUCACCAUCAACCGUCGCCCUCACCAUCACCAGCCAGCCCAGACAGCUCAGCUCAGCUCAGCUCAGCCAGCACAUCCGAGCAACGACUAGACCAUAG